Capsaspora owczarzaki ATCC 30864 is the source of this 671-nucleotide messenger RNA. RefSeq names its product RNA polymerase II subunit. The coding region runs from base 48 to 413 and encodes 121 amino acids. Gene Ontology annotation, cellular component: RNA polymerase II, core complex. NCBI's taxonomy places the organism in Eukaryota, Filasterea, Ministeriida, Capsasporidae. The record is from RefSeq and is a predicted model, not a curated record. Gene Ontology annotation, molecular function: DNA binding; protein dimerization activity. Gene Ontology annotation, biological process: transcription by RNA polymerase II. The transcript is spliced from 3 exons.
GGGCUUUUCAAUGUUCAGUCUCUCUCUCCACAAAUCAGACUUUCACCAUGAACGCGCCAGACCCGUUUGAGACCAUGGUCCUUGGUCCAGAUGAGCGAAAGAUUGUGUGCGUGAGAGACUCGCGCAACCCGUCCGCCGCAGUCAUCACAGUCAACAAGGAGGACCACACACUGGGCAACCUGCUCCGCGUCCAGCUGCUUCGCGAUCCCAAGGUGCUCUUCUCGGGCUACCACGUCCCGCAUCCACUGCAGUCCAAGUUUGUGUUGCGAGUACUGACGGUCGAGGGCUACUCACCCAUCGAGGCGGUCUCGGGCGCUUUCAACGACUUGAUAUCGGAAAUGUCGCUGCUAGAAGAGCGAUUCCGCACCGAGCUGAAUAAUCACCAAAAUCCUCAAGCUGCAUCGCACUUUUGAGCAGCAUUCGUUGUUCUGCAGUGGUUUUCGUCGUUUUCGUUAUGUCAUGUGUGUGCGAGUGGCACAAGGUUUUUUUUUCUUGUCUGGUUGCAGUUGGUUUCAUUGUUUGGACCUUGAGCAUUUUUCUCUGAAUGCUUUUAUUUUUCAACUUCAACAAGCAACCCUACGAUUGGGAACGAUUUGUCGCCGAGUACUGCAAAUUGUUGGACUUUGGUGCAAAGCACAUUCAGUACUGGACCAAGCAAUCCUAUACACUUU